GGAACACAUCGAACAACUCCCGGGACUCAAGUCUCAUUCGUCGCCGGCAAUGCAUUAGCCAAAACCCAAAGCCACAGUGGACGAUUCCGUCAACAAAAAAUGUUGCAGAGCACCUUCAAUUUCUUGCCCUCAAAUCUGACCAGUACAUCUGCUCCUGAUCUUCUCUCGCUCCCUCCACUCUCCUUCACAUCAAAACCCUCCUCUUGCUGCCAGCAUUACCAGUGUCGGCUAAAACAACCCCAGAAAAGGGGGCGGUUGUUGGCACUAUGUUCCAGUUAUGCGGUUGGUGGUGGAUUCCCAGAUGAGGAAUUGGAUAUGCGAGACAGAGCAAAUGGCAGCAGUAGAACCCCAGAACAAAAGGGCCAGAAAAUAGACCCUACCCAGUAUGAAGCUAUUCUUAAAGGAGGUGAACAGGUCACUUCUGUUCUUGAAGAGAUGAUCACCCUUUUGGAAGAAACAAACACGGAUGAAGCGUCUGAGGAGGUGGCAGUGCAAUUGGCUGCACAUGGAGUCAUUGGGAAAAGAGUGGAUGAAAUGGAAUCAGGGUUUAUGAUGGCACUAGAUUAUAUGAUUCAAAUUGCUGAAAGGGAUCAGGAUGACAAGCGGAAGUCAUUAUUGGAAGUGAUCAAGGAGACUGUACUAUCUCAUCUUGCAAAAAAAUGCCCCCCACAUGUUCAAGUGGUUGGUUUGCUCUGUAGAACUCCUGAGAAAGAAAGCAGACAAGAACUACUUCGUCGAGUGGCUGCUGGUGGAGGUGUUUUUGGAAACAAGAAUGACACCAAAGUCCAUCUUCCUGGAGCAAAUCUUAAUGACAUAGCUAAUCAGGCUGAUGAUUUACUUGAAUCCAUGGAAACUCAGCCUGUUGUUCCAGAUCGGAGACUGCUGGCAAGGCUUGUUUUGAUCAGAGAGGAAGCUCGAAAUAUGAUGGGAGGUGGAAUACUGGAUGAGAGAAAUGAUCGCGGCUUCAAUACACUUCCUGAAUCAGAGGUGAAUUUCUUGACCAAAUUGGUAGCUUUGAAACCUGGGAAAACUGUCCAGGAAAUGAUAAGAAAUGUAAUGCUGGGGAAGGAUGAAGGUGCUGACAAUUCUGGCAGUGAGGAGGAUAAAACUGUGGGCAAACAGGUUUCUGGUGGAAUCGCUGGAAGAGCAAGUGUUACAGGACGAACGCCACGUCCUGUACGCCCUGGCAUGUUUCUUGAGACUGUCUCCAAGGUCUUAGGUGGUAUAUACUCUGGAAAUGUCUCUGGGAUUACAGCACAACAUCUGGAAUGGGUUCAUCAAAAGACGCUUCAAGUUCUUCAGGAAAUAGCAUUUUAGUUUUGCUUGUGGCAGGUGAUACAUAUCCCCCUCAGCACUAGCCCAUUUUUUAUCAACUGUGUGCCGGUGUUAGGAAAUGACUCGUCAGGUUCCCAAAAUAUCAAAUGUCUAGUUCUAUAUUAUUGGCCCCGGUCCUAUUUUUGUAUACAUGUUGAAUAGAACAAAUUCUGCAGAAUGAUUUAGAUUGCAGCAGUCUUUGCAGCCUGAACUUGAAAGUAAUAGAUGAAAAGACAUGCAGUUGAUGCACGUGUUUGAAAAGGUGAAUCAAAAGACGAUUCUUACAUUGACGGCAAGUAUAAUCUACUGGUGUCUGAAACAUCCUGUUGAAGAGAAACCGUCCGGAAUUUCAGAUAAUGAGAGUGGUAGCCAAGUGAACUCUGCCUCAGAGUCAUCAAUAGAAGAUGGUUAGUGUAUAGGUUGUGAAUAACAGAGUGUUUUGAAACUCUGAUCCUCAUUUUUUAUUUUUCUGUUUAAAGUUUUGUUCUUCUGUAAUCAAAUUCUCUUGUUUAGCAGCCAGUAAUUGAUGAUUUUAUUCACCGA
Tripterygium wilfordii is the source of this 1857-nucleotide messenger RNA. Its product is annotated as protein PEP-RELATED DEVELOPMENT ARRESTED 1, chloroplastic-like. Gene Ontology annotation, cellular component: chloroplast nucleoid. The record is from RefSeq and is a predicted model, not a curated record. Bases 100 to 1317 code for a protein of 405 amino acids. Gene Ontology annotation, biological process: regulation of DNA-templated transcription. Lineage: Eukaryota; Viridiplantae; Streptophyta; Magnoliopsida; Celastrales; Celastraceae. The transcript is spliced from 10 exons.